CCCUAGCCACCACGGCUCCUAAAAAGCACUCCCCCGAACGCCGCCGCGCGCCCACCCCACGCAGCAACACAGCACAAGUCCGCCGCCGCCGGAGAAGGAGAAGGAGAAGGAGGAGAGGAGCGGAAGAGCAAGAUGGGGCGCGUCCGCACGAAGACGGUGAAGAAGACGUCGCGGCAGGUGAUCGAGAAGUACUACUCGCGCAUGACGCUCGACUUCCACACGAACAAGAAGGUGCUGGAGGAGGUGUCGAUCCUGCCGUCGAAGCGCCUCCGCAACAAGGUGGCCGGCUUCAGCACCCACCUGAUGCGCCGCAUCCAGCGCGGUCCCGUCCGCGGCAUCUCGCUCAAGCUCCAGGAGGAGGAGCGCGAGCGCCGCAUGGACUUCGUCCCGGAGAAGUCGGCGCUCGAGGUCGACGAGAUCCGCGUCGACAAGGAGACCCUCGACAUGCUCGCCUCGCUCGGCAUGGCCGAGCUCCCCGGCGUCGUGCGCCAGGCCGACGUCUCCUCCUCCGCCCCGCAGUACGGCGCCCGCCUCCCCUACGCCCGCCGCGACCGUGCCUAAGGUGACUGCAUCCUCGUCAUGCUUGCUCGCCUCCUCGUCCAUUGCUUGCGCUCGCAGCAGCAGCAGCGAAUGCAAGAAAUUUUAUGCUUUGAUUGCAGUUUUGUAAUACAGAGAUUCAAAGAACCACCGCGUCUAUGGUUAUUAUUGUCUUGGUCAUAAUUAUGAGAUCAUUCAGCUUGCCUUGUUAAUCGCUAUGACUGUACGUGCGUGUAACCUUUUGCGUCAUGCUGCUGCUUGCUAAUUGCCAUUACAUUUACUGCUUAUCUGAAUAUCUGUUACUGGUA
Messenger RNA from Oryza brachyantha (malo sina), 845 nucleotides. Its product is annotated as 40S ribosomal protein S17-like. NCBI's taxonomy places the organism in Eukaryota, Viridiplantae, Streptophyta, Magnoliopsida, Poales, Poaceae. Gene Ontology annotation, cellular component: ribosome. The transcript has a single exon. Gene Ontology annotation, molecular function: structural constituent of ribosome. The record is from RefSeq and is a predicted model, not a curated record. Gene Ontology annotation, biological process: translation. The coding region runs from base 133 to 561 and encodes 142 amino acids.